AUGGCAAAGAUCUGCACUGAGCAAUCCUACCUGGCCCAACAGAGGCUGUGGGUCCGCCCAUCAGACGACGACUUGAACCAAAUUGAAAAUGGUGCCAGCAGAGUAAAUUCCAUUUGUGAUGACACAACUUCCGACAUGCAGGGGGUCUCCACUGCGACGAGCCAGCUCCAAGAGUCUCGUAGAAGUUCAUUCACGGGUGCUGGAGCCAUGGCCAGGCUCUCCCAUUUCCUGUUUAGGCUACGGAACUGGGCGUCUCAUAGGCUGCACCGAGAGGUAGAGCGGCCAGACUCCUUCCUGGAGCGAUUCCGUGGCCCAGAGCUCAAAGAGAUCUCCAGCCGUGAGAGCAAUGCCCAUUCUGUAGGGCAUCCUGACGGGCUUUUUAAGAGGAAAAAUGGCAAACAUUGGCCACUGGCUGUUUACAAUGUGAACAACUGCAACAACACGGAUGACAAAAAAGAGGAGAAGAAAGAGGAAAUAAAGAAAGAUGAGAAAAAGGAGGAGGAGAAAAAAGAUGGGGACAAAAAGGAGGAGAAAAAAGACGAAAAGAAGGAUGAAAAGAAAGAUGAGAAAAAAGACGAGAAAAAAGAUGAAAAGAAGGAUGAGAAGAAGGAUGACAAAAAAGACGAUAAGAAAGACGAUAAAAAGAAAGAGGAGCCACCACCCCCCCCCCCUCCCCCCUCCCUGUUCAUUAAUGUUUUUCCCUCUCUUAGGAAAGAAGUGUGGAUCAUGGAUCCUGCCACAGACAAAUACUAUCGUUGGCUGACGGUUAUAGCGGCACCAGUAUUUUACAACCUGAUGAUGCUUGUGACCAGAGCCUGUUUUAACGAUCUGCAGGAGAACUACACAGUACUAUGGAUGGUUCUGGACUAUACCUCUGAUGCAAUCUACUACACAGACACAUUUGUAAGAUCAAGAACAGGUUUCUUGGAACAAGGGCUGCUAGUCAAAGAUUCAAAGAAGCUGAUGGAGCACUACAGAAAGACACCCCAGUUCAAGUAUGACAUGGUUGCGAUGAUACCCACUGAUAUUCUAAUGCUUAAGUUUGGAUACAAUAACCCUGAGCUGAGAUUCAAUCGCCUCUAUAAGAUGGCACGGCUUUUUGAGUUUUUUGACCGCACUGAAACCAGAACCAACUACCCCAACAUCUUCCGUAUCAGCAACCUCGUGCUCUACAUCUUGAUCAUCAUCCACUGGAAUGCCUGCAUCUACUUUGCCAUCUCCAAAACCAUUGGCUUUGGAACGGACACGUGGGUCUAUCCAAACAUCACCCAUCCCGAGUACGGUCGGUUGGUCAGAAAGUACAUCUACUGCUUGUACUGGUCGACCCUGACCCUCACCACCAUCGGAGAAACGCCCCCUCCAGUCAGAGACAUCGAAUACCUGUUUGUUGUAACUGAUUUCCUGAUCGGCGUGUUGAUUUUCGCUACCAUCGUCGGUAACGUCGGUGCCAUGAUCUCUAACAUGAAUGCAUCCCGAGCGGAGUUCCAGGCCAAGAUUGAUUCAAUCAAACAGUACAUGCAGUUCCGUAAGGUCAGCAAGGAUCUGGAAGCCAGGGUCAUCAAGUGGUUUGACUACCUUUGGACGGAGAAGAAGACCUGCGAUGAGAAAGAGGUCUUAAAGUACCUUCCAGACAAGCUGAAGGCUGAGAUUGCCAUCAACGUCCAUCUGGACACCUUGAAGAAGGUGCGAAUCUUUCAGGAUUGCGAAGCAGGACUCUUGAUUGAGUUGGUGCUCAAACUACAGCCUCAGGUAUUCAGCCCUGGAGACUACAUCUGCAAAAAAGGAGACAUCGGGAGAGAGAUGUAUAUCAUUAAAGAGGGAAAACUUGCUGUGGUAGCUGAUGACGGGGUCACUCAGUUUGUGGUCCUCAGUGAUGGAGCGUACUUUGGAGAGAUCAGUAUCCUGGGAAUCAAAGGCAGUAAAGCUGGUAACCGGAGAACAGCUAACAUCCGGAGCGUAGGGUACUCUGAUCUCUUUGCCCUGUCCAAAGACGACCUGAUGGAGGCCCUUACUGAGUACCCUGAUGCCAAGAAAGCUCUGGAGGAGAAAGGUAAGGCCAUUCUGAUGAAGGAUAACCUGAUUGAUGAAGCAGUGGCUAAUGCAGGCGCUGACCCCAAAGACCUGGAGGAGAAGAUUCAGAGACUGGAGAGCAAUCUUGAUGUCAUGACAACCAAGUUUGCAAAACUGAUGGCGGAAUACACGUCUACUCAAAGCAAGAUCAAGCAGAGGAUCACCAACAUGGAGGCCAGAGUGAAAACCAUGAGGCCUGAGGAUUUGUCCGAGGUAGUUGCAGAUAAGAAGGAGGAGGACAAAAAGACCAAAUAG
Molecule: messenger RNA, 2325 nt
Organism: Chanos chanos (milkfish)
Lineage: Eukaryota; Metazoa; Chordata; Actinopteri; Gonorynchiformes; Chanidae
Gene: cnga3a
Product: cyclic nucleotide gated channel subunit alpha 3a
Exons: 8
Coding region: 1-2325 (774 amino acids)
Biological process (GO): monoatomic cation transmembrane transport
Cellular component (GO): intracellular cyclic nucleotide activated cation channel complex; plasma membrane
Molecular function (GO): intracellularly cAMP-activated cation channel activity; protein-containing complex binding; cGMP binding
Source: RefSeq, a predicted model, not a curated record